CCUCCAGUUGGCCCCGAAACUCCGUGACGGUAGGGCGAGGUGUUCCGUGGCUCUCUCUGGCUCGGUUCUCUUCCCUCCCUCCUGGUCUGGUUGGCACCCGGCUGGCACUGGUCAUCAAGGCGCCUGACCCUCAGUGCCGCGGCCCCCAUUGCCUCUUCCAGCACGCAAGAGGAAGGGGAGGAGGAUUGCGCUGUUCUCGUGCUUUUAAAGGGAUUUCUGUUGCAUUUUUCAUGGUUACCGAGGGAGCGUGAGAGGACCGGUCUUAUCUGCGGCAGGAAGGCAGAGUCCUGAGGAGCGUGGGAGCGCCAGGUGUUGUGAGGCAAGGGACUCUGCCGCCCUUGUAACUUUGGCCGCAACUCUCCGCCGGGGUGGCAGGCGACUCAGCCCGCUAAUUCCCCUUACUCUCUCCCUCGUCUUACCAUCAUUUUCUUAAGUAUUUAUCUUUAUUAACUCUCGAAAAUAUUGAUCAUUUGUGGUUUCCUGGAGUUUAGUAAUUCCUCCCCAAAAACAACCAGAGAGAGAUUUUGGAAUUUUUGUCUCUCUCUUUGGGUUCCAUCGACUGAAACAAGUCCGGAGAUUUGUACAGGACUGCUGAUUGGAAAGUUACGAUUAGUUCCGACCUUGCCAGUGGCCGCGUCCCGCACAGACCAAUCACUCCUGCUGCCGUGGCCGCGAGUGUUGCCAUGCACGAGUGACGGGUCGUCCCUAGUGUGAUUGCAUGCCAGUUGUCGCCUUGGUGUUGGCGCCCUGUGGCUGGCGACGAUGCUCGCGUUCCCUCGCUUCGGAGUGAUGUGGCAGCCGAUAGUGUGGACUCUGCUGGUGGUGUGUUGCGUCGUGGCUGAAGACCUUGGCGACUACCUCAUCGGUGCAGAGGCAGGAACAGAAGGAAAAGUGCAGCGGGAGAAGAUGACUGGCCUGGCGGGGGAGAGCGUGAGUCUGUACUGCUUGGUGGACCAGGAGAAAUGCGGCGAACUGCACAGCAUGAAGUGGAGCAAAGGAUCGAUAAGACAGUUCAUCUACUCUUGGAGGCUUAACGAGUCCAAUGCAGAGGCGUCACUUUUAGGCAGGACGAACUUCUACUACUCCAAUGAAACGACGAACAGCACCCUGGAGAUCUUCCCGAUACGCAUUGAGGAUGAGGGGGAGUUCAGCUGUAUCGCCACCUACUUCGAUGCCGAUGAGCGGUGUUCCAUUGUGCACUACGUCGACCUCACUAUUCAUGCAAUACCGAGCUACCCGCAGCUGUCCUUCGAAGAUGGCUCAAGAGUGGAGAACGCGACCACGGUGGGGCCUUUUGACGAGGGAGAGGUGCUCACCCUUACCUGUGAGUCCUCAGGAGGCAAGCCAGUCGCGCAAGUCACCUGGUACAACGGAACACAGCCCAUUACAGGUGAGUACUCCGCUAUCAUGGACGAGGACAAGACAGGAACAGGCAGAAACGUCCUUCGCAUUUCCCUGUCGCGGGCUGACCUGGGCACCACUCUGAACUGCGAGGCUGUCAACGAGGCCAUAGAUUCCCCCCACAGCGCCUUCGUCACCGUGGAUGUCAAUGUGCCGCCCUUGUCAGUCAUCGCGUCGGGAGCUGAGUCGCCGCUACAUGAAGGCGAUGACGUGACCCUGGAGUGCGUGGCGAGAGGAGCCAGACCUGCAGCAGUUAUCACGUGGCUUAACGGAACAGUGCCAGUGACGGAUGCUGUGACGGAGGUUAAUGUGGAAACUGAUAACACGUACGAGUCCAGGAGUCGUCUGCAGUUCGAGGCCACGCGCUUCGAGAACGAGAGGACCUUCACUUGCGAGGUUACCAACGUGGUGCUCGAGAACAGAAACCAGAAACCAGUGAGAAGAGAAGUCACCCUCGAUGUGCGGUACGUGCCCAUCGUGAGAGUGUAUCCAGAGAGCAACAUCACAGUCAAUGAGUCAAUGGAUGUGCUCAUAUUUUGCAAGUACAGCGCCAAUCCCUCGAAGCUGACCCACGUGCAUUGGUACCAGGAUCUACGGCAGGUGGACGUCGCCGGGCAACCAGAUAAGUACGGGAAUGGCAACGUAGAUCACCCGUCACUGCUAAUCAGGAACAGCUCCUCAUUAGACAUGGGAGAGUACACCUGCAGAGUCUCUAACGAAGUGGGAGCCUCGCGUGUCGUCAAUUCAGUUUUUGUCAGCGUCAAUUUCCGGCCUCAGGUGCAGGUGGUGAUGGACCGUACGGAGCCAGUGUCUGAGGAGGACCGGGUCAACGUCACCCUGAUCUGUGAGGCGGUGAAGGCCAAUCCGGUGGAGCUGGUGAGGGUCCGCUGGUAUCUACAAGGCGAGCUGCUCAAGGAGUUGCCAGAGUGUGAUGGGAACGCUUCACUCUAUGGCUCAAACUCGGAGCUGUGUGACAUCGACCCCGCCAGGAUGCUGCUCGAGAACGUCUUCAAGGACUUCCAUGGCAACUACUCGUGCGAAGGAAUGAACGAGGCAGGCUGGGGUCCGCGCUCCGCCGACGCCGAGCUGGUAGUGCAUUACGCCCCUGGGCCAGCAUUCAUCAACAAACCUUCCUACGUGAAGAAGGGUACGUCUCUGGAGCUGACUUGCAGCGUGGAGGACGCUGGAAAUCCCGCCGCCAAUCAGUUCCGUUGGUUCCGUGGCAGUCACCUGGUGCCCGACGUAACCACCGCCACUUGGACCAUCAACCCCGUCUCCCUGGAAACGGAGGACAACUUCACCUGUGUCCCCUUCAACGUGGAGGGGGAGGGAGAUCGUGCUUCCGUCUUCAUUGAUGUGCAAGCCGCUCCAGUGUUCAUCGACCGCCUUCCCCCUUACUACGGCGCCCUCAUGAGUGCCAAGAGGGUCUCGCUGUCCUGUCGGGUGGAGUGCUCGCCGCUUUGCUCCAUCGAGUGGCUUAAGAACGACAUGCCGCUGCUCAAUGACACCCAUUACUCCAUCUCCACUCGCCGCCUGCCACCUGACUCCUCUUCUGGUGAUCUGGAAAGCGUCAGUUCGGAGCUCACUUGGCAGAUGGACAGGUGGCCGGGCGGGAUGCUGGACCGGGACCUGGACAAUGCUAACUACACCUGUAAUUCCUCCGAAAACGAUGCGGGUCCUGGCGUCAUCUCCCACACUUUCUUCAAAGUGGAGUACCCGCCGGAGCAGAUCGUGGUAUCGGAGACGUACAUACAGGUCGGGGAGGGCGAGAUACCCCCGAAGGUGAUCUGCAAUGCCUCUAGCUACCCAGAACCCACCUACGUCUGGCAGCACGCGGGUCAGACUGUGUCCCCGGGCGCUGUGCUCCAUAUGGACUUCCCCAUCAAGAGAAGUCGAGCAGGCGAAUACCAGUGCAUCGCUGAGAAUAGACACGGCGAGAUGAAGGCCGCUACCAACUUCGAUGUGCUGUUCAAACCGGAGUGCAAGAUUGACCGGGAAGAUGGCGGCAGUGGAGAGGACGCGCAUAUUCUACUUAUUUGCCGAGCUGCUGCCAACCCGGAGGAGGUGGCGUUCAGAUGGCGACUUCUGAACGAGACUCUGACGCAGGACAUCACAUCAGAGGGCCUGGAGUCACGCUUGCGUCUCCCGGCCACCUCGGAAUCCCUCGGCACCUACUACUGCUACGUCAACAACACGCUGGGGGAGUCCAUUCCUUGCGAGAUCGAUGUGACAGGUGUCGCUGGCAUCAUAGAGAAACUGGCCGAUGACAACGUGAUCGUCAUCUCCGCCAUUGUCGCUGCCGUCAUCGUCCUCGUUAUCAUCAUCUGCGUGGUCAUCAUCGUCAUCUGCAGGCGACAGAGGCACGCUGGAAAAUACAACGGUACCAACAACUUGCAGGCGAGAGAGAACCCCGAAGGGACCUCGCCCCGCCCCGACCCCUUCUCCCCCGCCACUGUCCAACCUGUGCACAAGUGGCCGCUUCGCCCCGGUGUCCACGUGCACGUCAACUCACUCACUAGCCUGACUGACGACUGCAAACCCCUUCACAACAAUAACACAGUGACCACCCUUUCCCCACCCUCCACCCAAGCCCCACCACCCCCACACCAUUCCCUCCCACACCAUCACCUCAACCACCACGCCAACCACCUGGCCAACCCUUACCACCAGCAGCAACUACAGAAACAUCAGUACUCAAACAACCACAGUAAUCAUAAAGGAAACUCACACCACCUCAAACACUCCCACGCCCUCCAGCCACACCAGCAGUACCCAACCCUCGAGAACAAGAGAUCCGGGUCAUCCAGUCAUCGGAAAUUUAAAACAAACUCACAGACUCUCCCCCGUCAAACAUCAACAGACAUUCCAAAGAGAGAGGAACGGAGCCCCUCUUCCCUCUCACACUCCCCAGCCUCCAACCCCAGCCCUCACCCCCACCCCCAACCUAACAGCCCAGCAACUAACACUAACAACAGCAAAAACAAAGCUAAAAACUGUGACCUUGACGCAAACUAUCACACUGGGAACUCAGUCGUGGUACAGACCAAGCCAGACAGCAACGAGACCUCGGCGACGGGACGCAAACGAAAAAAACCGGGUCAAGAUCCUGAAGGCAGUAAACCGCCCUCCACUGGCCACAAGGAUAAUGGGGUUCCAUCAUCACCCGACGAUGACACAAACAAACAGACUUUCUACGAGAACCUACCUUUCCACGGAAUGCAGCCUCCCCCUAACAAGGACGCCCCGGAAAACAUCGCGAGCACCUCCAUGGGCAGUCGACCGCCCAGCCAGUUGAGUCAGCAGGCUUCCUCCGGGUACGGAUCAACCCGCAGCAGAAAAGAUGAAGUCACGCUUAUAAAGCCGAGCUCAGAGGAGAGCUCAAAAGUGGCUGGAGGACGGGGUUCUAGCCCCAAAGUGGACGCCACAAGCACCGGUGUCCGUCGACAAAACUCUGAGUCUUAUGGUUCCAUGAGGAGUACGUCAGGCAGGCAGGCUAAGGGCCCACUGGCCCGGACAGCAGCCUAUCUUUCAAUGCGGCUGCCUGGAGGCAAGAAGCGAGCCAGGGCGAAGGCAAGUGAGGACAGCCAUCAAAUGAUAGAAACGCAACCGUCCGUCAAAGCAGUGCCCAAUCAGAGCCAGGGCAAAGAUCAAGCCAGAGGCCCAAGCGAGCCGCCUCAGACCACACAGUUCACCUCUGAGACCAGACACGUGGUCACUUCGCGGCCAGAUCUCAACACGGUCACCGUGGAGACAAGCCAGAACUCGAGACUCACGGUCACCGCGCCUCAGGCCGAUCCAGAAGCCAAUAACAACAACAUCUUCUAUGGCGGCGCCCCUCGCUCUGGCGCGCCCUCCGGCGGACACGGCAACGAGCGAUUCCAAGACCCUCGGACCUAUGACCCCGCGGGUGCCGGCCUGCCUGUCCCGGCGCCGCGGAACGGGACAAACGGUCGUGGGCACACCUAUCAAAACCUCCCAACUUCUGUGCCCGCGGCAGAUGGCAGCGCCAGUGUUCAGCGGGCAGCCCCGCCACCCUUUCCCCAGCCUGUAGCGUGUGAGAACCGAAAGACAGGCAGCUACGGAUCGGCUCAGAAUCCUACGCCUAGUUCAUCCUCCUCUUCCUCUUCCCCAUCCUCCAGUUACUACCCGGCCCAGUAUCCUUCCCAAUACCCACCGCAGUACCAAAGAAAUCCUUCCCUGUAUAAGCAGUAUCCUUCAUCCACAUCCCUGAAGGAGACACAGCCAUCAGUCCCUUAUACCAAAUCAUCCAACUCACGCCAGUCAUUCUCAUCCUCCACGUUCCCGCACAGAAUGGAGAACCAGUCACAUCCUGCCACGUCAUACCCCAACACCAACCAUUCACACACCGCCACGUCAUAUCCCAAUAGCCAAUCACACGCAUACCCGCAGCCCGCCAACACCCAGGCACAUCCACCCAAAUAUCCACCUGGUGUAGUAUAUGCAGAUCUCGCCUUAUCUCGUAAUGGUCAACCGAACCACUACAGAAGAGAUCUCAAUACUGAAUACGCCAUCCUACAGUUUAAGGGGCCGGUUGUUGGACAAGAAAUCGACGUCUGAAAGCCCUUCAAAACCAGCCUGGACGGGGGUGACAUGGAGUAUGCUGACGUAGACUACGCCACCUACAACUAUGGACCCAUUCCCUACAAGGCUGCCUCCGUCUCCAACGCCGAGGAGAAGAAGGCCGAGCAGGAGGCUGAA
Portunus trituberculatus (swimming crab) is the source of this 6120-nucleotide messenger RNA. Its product is annotated as hemicentin-1-like. Gene Ontology annotation, biological process: cell-cell adhesion. Gene Ontology annotation, cellular component: cell-cell junction. Lineage: Eukaryota; Metazoa; Arthropoda; Malacostraca; Decapoda; Portunidae. Bases 763 to 5979 code for a protein of 1738 amino acids. The transcript has 26 exons. Gene Ontology annotation, molecular function: cell adhesion molecule binding. The record is from RefSeq and is a predicted model, not a curated record.